Molecule: messenger RNA, 2629 nt
Organism: Nymphalis io (European peacock)
Lineage: Eukaryota; Metazoa; Arthropoda; Insecta; Lepidoptera; Nymphalidae
Exons: 4
Coding region: 153-1148 (331 amino acids)
Source: RefSeq, a predicted model, not a curated record
AAGUAGCAACUAGCAAUCAUGUCGCUGGCUUGGUGUGUAUACGCUGUGUUUUGUUUGUUUUUGUAAUUUUCUACCAAAUUGAAUUUAAUAAUACAAUUUAUAGAUCAUAGAUAUGUUACAUUGUGGAACAAAGUUGGUAAUGUGUUAACAAAAUGCCUUAUUAUUGUACGGUUCCGCGGUGUACUUCAAUGGCCGGCAAAGCUAAAAAUGUUUCAUUCCACCAAUUUCCGAGGGACGAAGAUCUAGCAAAGCUUUGGAACAAAAUACUCAAACGUGGCAAGCCUUAUACAAAAUAUUCGAAAGUGUGUAGUUUACAUUUUACGCCAGAAGAUUACACGAUUACUAGCGGCCAAAAGAAUAAAGGACAAUGGAGAACACUCAGGAAAGAUGCUGUACCAUCUAGAAACUUGCCAACUGACUCACCUGUACCAUACCGGAGAAAGAACUCUUCCUGGACACCACCACCGACUAUGAUCAAUGCCCAGAUGCAGCAACAAAUGGCUCAAGCUAUAUAUGUCCAAACCAUGCUGGCAAUGCAAGCGGCCAGCAUCUCCGCUCUCAGCACAGAGAAUUCAUCACCGACUGAAGAAACCGACGCUCAAAUGUCAUCACCCAUCCCCAUCACCUCACCUCUCGAACAUAACAAAAUCGGCAAUAACACACACAUAGAAAACGAACCUACAAAUCUCGAACACUACACUAACACACAUAAAUAUUCGACACACAGAGACACAUUUAAAUGCGAACAAUGCUCAAAGUGCUUCAAAGAUCCCGACGUUUAUCUAUUACACAAAAGAAGUCACACAAAGAGUCAUACGGACAACGAAACUGGCAACACUGAAGAAAUGUUGAAAGCGAAUCCUAUAUUAGCAAACCUACUCAGGUCAAACGGUCCGCACACUUCGAAAAGGAACGAAACGAACGGUGUUUUCGAUGUGAAAAAUGUUAGGAGCAUAGAAAAUCAAAUUAUGUCAGCGUUGACGGCGAACAUGGAGAACUAUUUGAGGAAUCUCUCGACGAUUAUGACGCAUGGCAACACCGAUGACGUAGAAAACGGAACCGAUACAGACUCAAAGGAAGAUUUAAUUUCUAACUGUGAUAAACAAGACUUGUACGACUCAAAUUUAGUUAUAGACGAAGAUAAUUAGACUAAGCUCAAUUAUAUAAAAAUAAUUAGUUUCUAAGAGAUCACGACUGAGUUCUUUCUUUUGUAACUUAGGUUAAAUAGAUAAUUUUUACCCACCUUUAGUUGUAGUACUAAGAUGUUUAUUUUUCUAAGAUAAUGAUGAGUGCGAAUGAAACAACUGUUUCCUACUAUUUGGUAGUUUUAUGAAUUUAGACUGAUCGGAGCUUAAAUCAUGUGUUCAGUGUAAAGUGUAAACAAUGUCAGUUAUAAAUUUUAUAUAGAUCUAUAUAAGCCUCUUCUUUUUUUAAGAUCUUCUUAAAAAAAGAGGAGGCCGUAGCCCAGCUGUGGGUUAUUUGUUACAACUACUCCCACUACAUAUAAAAAUCCUGAGCCGAGACGCUCCAGGAUAUGAACAUGUCUUGACUGAAGGUCUCUGGUCCGGUUACCAAUUUUUAAUGUGCUUGAUAUUAAUAAUUAAUUUUAUUGUAGUUGCAGGUUCAAAUUCAGCUAGUAAGCUUUCUAUUCUUAUAACAGAAGAUAUUUACAAAGUAGAAGUGAGACGAGCUCAAUGUUAUAUAAGGCUAAGUGAGCCAGUGUAAUUAACCAUACAGGUGACAUAUGUAAGGUUGUAUUAAUAGUGGUUUCCAACUAUAAUCCUUAUAAUCCUUACUGGUGGUAGAGCUUUGUGCAAGCUCGUCUGGGUAGGUACCACCCACUCAUCACAUAUUCUACCGCAAAACAGCAAUACUUGAUAUUGUUGUGUUCCGGUUUGAAGGGUGAGUGAGCCAGUGUAAUUACAGGCACAAGGGACAUAAAAUCUUAGUUCCCAAGGUUGGUGGCGCAUUGGCUAUAAGCGAUGGUUGACAUUUCUUAGAAUGCCAAUGUCUAAGGGCGUUUGGUGACCACUUACCAUCAGGUUGCCCAUAUGCUCGUCCACCUUCCUAUUCUAUAAAAAAAAAAAAAAAAACCUGAGAUUUAUAUAUUUCAUGCGAUAAGCUAUAAUGCAAUACUACUUGUAAACACAAUACAGAUCCAAAGUCGCGAUAACAAUUUCGCUGACAUUCAAAACGCCAUUUUGGUUUCGAAAACCACAGAUUAUGUAGAGCUUGACCAAAGUUGCAUAAUUAUCUUUACUCCUGCUAUUAGAAAUGACGUAAACGAUUAUGGCCAUUUAUUAUGAAAAGGCUUAAAGCGCUGUAUUGCUUACACUUUAUACGGUUAGAUUAUAUACCCACAAUUGAAAUUAUCUCACUAUAUAUGGAUCUCGGUAUUUAGAAAUUUAGAUAAAAACUUAGUGCCUUAGUAUAGAAGUAUUUGUACGUGAUUGUACUAAGGACUUUCUUGAAAUUCGAUAAAUUGUUUUUGAUAUUAGCAAGUAAGUAAUGAGAUAUAUGUAACAUUUGUAUGAAUUUGUGUAUGUAUCGUGGAACAGACCAAUUAUACAACUUACUCCUAUUAACAUUUAUGACUUUAUUUGAUGAUGUAUAAUAAAAUGUGCGACUA